This is a messenger RNA of Manduca sexta (tobacco hornworm), 1254 nucleotides long. RefSeq names its product gustatory receptor for sugar taste 64f (gene Gr8). Lineage: Eukaryota; Metazoa; Arthropoda; Insecta; Lepidoptera; Sphingidae. Gene Ontology annotation, biological process: detection of chemical stimulus involved in sensory perception of taste; sensory perception of chemical stimulus. Gene Ontology annotation, molecular function: taste receptor activity. Gene Ontology annotation, cellular component: membrane. The transcript is spliced from 10 exons. The record is from RefSeq and is a predicted model, not a curated record. The coding region runs from base 1 to 1254 and encodes 417 amino acids.
AUGUCUCCUGAAAUGGCAUGGUCUUCGAAUUCGGUCCUUCGGGAAAAACGGCUUUUGAAUGGCGGCUUCUACAAAACAAUAAGGCUAACAUUGCUAACUAGCAGAUUUGCCGGUGUAUUACCAAUAAGUGGGCUUACGAACCAUUCCAGUAAAUUAACUAGAUAUACCUGGAAAUCGUUUUAUUCCCUUAUCUACGUACCACGUUUAUUAUUACAAGUUUUAUUGUUUUCGUAUCUUCUUGUUGACCUCAUUCGAGGCGGAAUUUCAAUACAAAAGUUAUUUGUUUGCAAAUAUAUGGGAACUUUCAUUAUUGAGAGUAUUAUCACAUUACGAUUAUGCAUAAAAUGGAGAACUAUGAUAACAGAAGUAGAAGCAAUUGAGAGAAAAUUACCACCUGUGAACAAACCACGGAAGGCGGUUUUUGUCGCUAAUUUGACAAUGUUUGCCAUACAACUUUGCUGGGCAGUGUGUCAUUGGCUAUACUUAAUGUUCUUAGCCAAAAUGACGUUGAUAUGUUAUCUCCAACCGGAUGAUGCCGAUUCAUACAUAAAGUCGUAUCUAUUAGUUAAUUACUCUUGGUUAUAUGAUCAAAUUCGGUUUAGUUAUUUCAGCGGACUUAUUCUGCAGGUAUUUCAAGCACAAGCUUCAUUUAUAUCGAACUUCAUUACCAUCCUGGUCGCCAUAACGAGUAUGUAUCUGAGAAACAGGUUUCAAACCUUCAACAGAAUAUUCUUUCAACGGCAACACAAAUCACGUCACAGUAAACCUUCCUGGAUGGAGCUCCAGAUGUACUACGCUAGAUUAACACGUUUGGCCUGUGUUGUAAAUGACUAUAUACACCCAUUUGUAUUUACAACCUUCUGGAGCGAUCUAUUUUUCAUAAGCUUCCAGACUUACUACACGUUGAACAAACUAACUCUGGACAACUUUUACUUUAACAAAUGUUUUGAAAGCCACAGAUUUGACAAGGAAUCCGUCGCAUUUUGUGUCUAUUAUUUUAUAUUCUCCGUAUUAAAACUAUCACUGGUGUGGUUUUUAGCUGCCGAGCUUCAUGAAACAAGUCGCAAACCUUUGAAUGCUCUUUACACUGUUUCCUCCAAAGCAUAUACUGUGGAAAUGCAGCGGCUAAUGACUCAAAUUUACCGCAACAAAAUAUGUUUAAGUGGACUGAAUCUGUUUGAUAUUACUAGAGGGACGAUAUUGACGAUAAUGGCAACAAUUUUGACGUAUGAACUAGUUCUUCUGCAGAUAUAA